Ilex paraguariensis (yerba mate) is the source of this 2796-nucleotide messenger RNA. Lineage: Eukaryota; Viridiplantae; Streptophyta; Magnoliopsida; Aquifoliales; Aquifoliaceae. The record is from the annotation of a GenBank genome assembly.
AUGGUAGGUGCUUCUAGGAUGCGAGGGAAUGACACAGAUCAACUUGCUUUGCUUGCAUUCAAGGCCAACAUCAUUGAUGAUCCAUUUCAAGUAUUGAGCACAUGGAAUGCAUCGAUCCACUUCUGCGAAUGGCAAGGAGUUACAUGUGGCAGGCGCCACCAAAGGGUCACCAUGUUGGACCUAGGAUCCAAGAAAUUGACUGGGUCAAUACCCCCACAAAUCGGGAAUCUAAGUUUUCUUAGAAAACUCGAUCUUCAGAACAACAGUUUUGUUCAUGAAAUCCCCCCUGAACUUGGACGCUUGCCCAGAUUGGAAAUUUUAAUGCUACAAUAUAACUCCUUUAGUGGCAAAAUAUCUGCCAAUUUAUCUAGAUGCUCUAAUCUUCUUGAAUUCUAUGUUUAUCGCAACAAACUGGGAGGGGCAAUUCCUGCAGAGCUAGGCUUGUUGUCCAAGCUCAAAAUUUUUUAUAUGGCUUUCAAUGAUCUAACUGGCGAUAUCCCUCAUUCCUUCAUGAACUUAACAUCUCUUAAGAUGCUUUAUGCAACUGGAAAUAAUUUUGGUGGGCAUAUCCCCGACGGUCUUGGCCAACUGACCAAUCUAACAACAAUUGCAAUUAGCUUAAAUAUGUUGUCUGGUACUAUCCCUCCCUCAAUCUUCAAUCUCUCUUCUCUAGCAGUUCUUGACGUGGGGGCAAAUAACAUCCAUGGCAGCCUUCCCUCAAAUAUAGGCAUCACACUUCCAAAUAUUCAAUUUCUUGGCUUUAGUGAUAACCAAUUUAUUGGGUCAAUCCCUAAUUCAAUAGCCAAUGCCUCGAACCUGGAAGUUUUACAAAUUGAUGACAACAAUUUUACAGGAAAAGUGCCUACCAUGGGAAACCUAUAUAAGCUUGGGGUUGCAUUGUUUGACAAUAAUAGUCUUGGAAGUGGUGGACCUGACGACUUACACUUUCUCUCUUCUCUGACAAAUGCCACGGAGUUAAGAGCGUUGACUAUGGACAUUAAUAAGUUUGGUGGCAAACUUCCUGAAUCCAUCAACAACUUGUCAACGGUACUCGAAUUAUUCAGUUUUAGCGAGAAUUAUAUACUUGGAAGCAUCUCAACUGGCAUAGGAAAUCUCAUUAGCUUGAAUUCUCUAUCCAUGUCAGGCAACCAACUCACAGGUUAUUGGUCUGUCAUCCUUAUCAGUGAAUCUAAACUUGUCUCGAAACCAUUUGAGUGGAUCUCUCCCUUGGAGGUUGGAAACUUGAAAAAUUUAAAUGCCCUGGAUGUUUCUGAGAACAUGUUAUCGGGUGAAAUUCCUAGCACACUUGGUAGUUGUGUAAUGUUGGAAUUCCUCUACAUGCAAGGCAACUCCUUCCAAGGGUCUAUGCCUUCAACUUUAAGUUUCUUGAAAGGUAUUCAAGAAUUAGAUCUUUCACGCAACAAUUUGUCAGGAAAAAUUCCUGAAUAUCUGACAGGCUUUCAGCUGAAGAAAUUAAACCUAUCCUUUAAUGAUUUUGAUGGUGUGGUACCAAUCAAAGGCAUCUUCAAGAAUGCGAGUGCAACUUUCCUUAUGAGAAAUCCUAAGUUAUGUGGGGGUGUCCUUGAAUUGAAAUUGCCUAAAUGCAACUUCAAAGAAUUGAAGAAAAGUAGGUCAACUUUAAUCGUUAAAUUACUAGUGCCAUUGUCUUGUGGCCUUCUAGGAGUAAUUUUGGCACUGUGCGUUUUAUAUCUUUGUUGCUUCAGGAAGUCAAGAACAGAGAUAUCUUAUGCUAUACCAGAGAAUUCACUUUUGAAAGUUUCUUAUCAAAGCCUUCUUAAAGCUACUAAUGGAUUUUCUUUAGAAAAUUUAAUGGGUGCAGGAAGUUUUGGUUCUGUGUAUAAAGGAGUUCUUGAUCAGGAUGAUGGUACUGUUGUUGCCGUAAAGGUACUUAACCUUUCGCGCCAAGGGGCUUUCAGGAGUUUUAUUGCUGAGUGUGAGGCCUUGAGGAACAUUAGGCAUCGAAAUCUUGUUAAGGUAGUCACUGCUUGUUCGGGUGUUGAUUACCAAGGGAAUGAUUUCAAGGCAUUGGUUUAUGAGUUCAUGUCCAAUGGGAACCUAGAAGAGUGGUUGUAUCCAAUUCAACAAGAAUAUGAGGCAAACGAGGAACCCAUGAAGUUAAGUCUAUUUCAGAGAUUAAAUAUUGCCAUAGAUGUUGCUUCUGCCCUAAAUUAUCUUCACCAUGACUGCCAGAGUCCAAUAAUUCACUGUGAUUUGAAGCCAAGCAACAUUCUUCUAAACAAUGAGAUGACUGCACAUGUUGGUGACUUUGGCUUAGCACAAUUUCGUCUAAAUGCUUGCUCUGUGAAUUAUAGUUCUAUUGGACUAAAAGGAUCCAUUGGCUAUGUUGCACCAGAAUAUGGCAUGGGGAGUGAGGCAUCGACUCAUGGGGAUGUGUACAGCUAUGGCAUCCUAUUGUUGGAAAUGUUUGCAGGAAAGAGACCCACUGAUGAGAUGUUUGAUGAUAGUUUAAACCUUCAUAAUUAUAUUAGGAUGGCGUUGCCAGAAAGAGUAGCAGAUGUUUCUGAACCAAGGCUUCUUCUACUUGGAGAAGAGGGGGAGAUGAGAACAAAUCCCCAACCUCAUGAUCAGAGCCAUGCUAAUAGUUACAAGAUUCGGGAGUGCUUGAUUUCUGUCUUUGGAGUUGGAAUCGCAUGUUCAGAAGAAAGUCCAAGUGAACGAUUGGACACCAGUGAAAUUGUAGCCAAUUUGCUGAACAUCAAGAACAAAUUAAUGGGAACUGAAAACAUACGAGGGAGAAGAGGAAUUCAAAUAUAA